GUUGUCACACACUCUAGAGGUUCAUAUAUAACAUUCAUCUUCACGUUUCUCAACUUUACCUAGGGUUUUUUGUGAGCAGCUGCAUCUUCAAUUUUCAACACCUCCAACCUUCUUCAAAUCUCGAUUCAAUAUGGUUUUGCCAAAUGAUGUUGAUCUGCUUAACCCACCAGCUGAGUUGGAGAAGAGGAAGCAUAAGCUCAAGCGUCUUGUGCAGUCUCCAAACUCUUUCUUCAUGGACGUUAAGUGCCAAGGUUGCUUCAAUAUAACAACUGUAUUUAGCCACUCGCAAACUGUGGUGGUGUGCGGAAACUGUCAAACAGUGUUGUGCCAGCCGACAGGUGGACGUGCAAGGCUUACUGAAGGGUGCUCCUUCCGGAGGAAGGGAGAUUGAUGAAAGUAGUUGUUUUGAACUUCAAUAUGGUAUCUUGCCUAAUCAGAAAUGAACUAUAAGUUGAGUAUUUUAUGUUAGGUUUUUAUCCUGCCUUUUGGUGAGAACACAAAAUGUUAGUUUGGUAACUUUUGUUAUGUUCUUGUAAAGACUAAAGUUUUGGAUCUUUGAUAUCAUAUCUAUGGAUUAAUGAUUUGUUUCUAA
Molecule: messenger RNA, 592 nt
Organism: Helianthus annuus (common sunflower)
Lineage: Eukaryota; Viridiplantae; Streptophyta; Magnoliopsida; Asterales; Asteraceae
Product: 40S ribosomal protein S27-2
Exons: 4
Coding region: 131-391 (86 amino acids)
Biological process (GO): ribosomal small subunit assembly; translation
Cellular component (GO): cytosolic small ribosomal subunit; ribosome
Molecular function (GO): structural constituent of ribosome; RNA binding
Source: RefSeq, a predicted model, not a curated record